UGCAACUGCAACUACUCUUAUUCUCACGUCAACGACUUCUAUAGUUAUGCACUUCUCAACCGUCAUCUCAACCCUUCUCUUCGCUAGUACUGCUUUCGCAGUUCGUGCAGGCUUUGACAACACCUAUGACAAUGCUGGAGGCGAUAUGAACACUGUUUCAUGCUCAACGGGAUCUAACGGCCUCGAAGGCCGCUUCCCAACCUUUGGUGACCUGCCAACCUUCCCGAACAUUGGCGGCUCAGACUCCAUCGCUGGCUUCGGCUCUGCGGAAUGCGGCAGCUGCUGGCAACUUACUUUCCCGGACACGGGUGUAUCGAUCAAUGUCACUGCGAUGGACCACGCUGCAGACGGAUUCAACCUGAGCCAGGAGGCGCUUGACACGCUUACGAACGGAAACGCGGUACAGGAUGGUGCUGUACAAGUCGAUGCCGUGGAGGUCGACAAGUCUGGGUGCGGCUUGUAGUUUCGUGAGAAUGCAUUAAAGUAACCCGCCCGGCGUAUAUGGCGAUUAGAAGUGAUUACUCGGGAUUUUCGGACUUAAUCAUACACUCGGACUUUAUGAACUACGCUUUCGAUAGAUGGACAUUCUGCAUGCAUCAGAAAUUAAGACACGAAGUAUUGAGCAUGUUACAUUAUUCAUGGAGAAUGCUUUUAA
Messenger RNA from Fomitiporia mediterranea MF3/22, 655 nucleotides. RefSeq names its product eliciting plant response-like protein. NCBI's taxonomy places the organism in Eukaryota, Fungi, Basidiomycota, Agaricomycetes, Hymenochaetales, Hymenochaetaceae. The record is from RefSeq and is a predicted model, not a curated record. Bases 47 to 463 code for a protein of 138 amino acids. The transcript has 2 exons.